This is a messenger RNA of Papilio machaon (common yellow swallowtail), 1828 nucleotides long. RefSeq names its product U3 small nucleolar ribonucleoprotein protein MPP10. The record is from RefSeq and is a predicted model, not a curated record. The coding region runs from base 92 to 1828 and encodes 578 amino acids. The transcript has a single exon. Lineage: Eukaryota; Metazoa; Arthropoda; Insecta; Lepidoptera; Papilionidae. Gene Ontology annotation, biological process: rRNA processing. Gene Ontology annotation, cellular component: small-subunit processome; sno(s)RNA-containing ribonucleoprotein complex; Mpp10 complex.
CAAACGUGAAGACCGCAUGUGGUCGAAUUUUUAUUUUAUUUUCAUGAUUUAAAUUAAUACUUUAUCAAAUUAUUAAAAUAGGAAACAUAAAAUGGAAGAUAUAAUCGAUAAGUUUAAUGUGCUCACAGCAAAACCUGUUAAAUAUUUAUCAGUUCAAGACGAUGUAAAAGACGAUGUUAAAAACUUGAUUAAAACUCUUUACGACUUUACAAAGUCUAAAGAGGAGGACAUUAAGCAAAAAAAUAAAGCAUUGCCCCAUUUAUUAGUCGAUGACUUCGAUGAAGAGCAAAUAUGGCAGCAAGUGGAGCUCCAAAACUCCCAAUGUUGGGACCAACUUGUAUGGGAAGUUGCAAAUUGUGUGUCAAACAAAACAGAUUUGACAUUUCCUGUUACUAUAGCUGAACAAAAUGCCUCUAUGGACACUGAUGGAUUAAAGUCACAAUCAAAAUCUAAAGCAAAUAAAAAAUUCAAGGUUAAGAAGGCAACUAAGAAACAAAAAGAUGUCAAAAAGAAGUCAAAAACUAAAGAAUCAAUUGUAGAUGAUGAUUUCUUUAAGUUAAAAGAUAUGGAAAAGUUCUUAUUAAAAGAGGAAAGGGAUGAUGGUAAGAAAAAAGAUAGUGAUGAAGAAUCUAUUGAUUUCUUUGAUGAUAUUGAUGAUGGAUCAGGUGAUGAGAAAGGUAAUGAAAAGGAUAUAAAGUACUCAGAUUUCUUUGAUGGUGAUGAAAAUGAUGAUGGCGAAGAUGAUAACAUUGAUAAUGAUGAAAAUUAUGACAAUGAUGAAGAACUCCUUGAUGAAAUGGAUGAAAAUGAAUCAGAAAUAGAAGAAAAAGACUUGUCUAAAUCAGGCGAGAAAAAAGUUAGGUUUGCCGAUCAACCAGAAUCGAGCAGUUCUGAUGAUGAAAGUGAAACAGAAAAUAAAACAAAUGAAAUAGACAAAUCGAAAAAUAAACUAGACACAGAAGAGAAGAAAUCAGAAUUCGAAAAACGUCAACAACGCUUACAGCAACAAAUUUCUAGACUAGAAGAGAAAACUUUGAAAGAAGCUCCGUGGCAAUUAAAGGGAGAAGUUGAUGCGUCCAAACGACCACAAAAUUCAUUACUCGAAGAGGUUGUUGAUUUCGAUUUGACGACCAGACCGCCACCAAUCAUUACAGAACAAACAACAAUUACAUUGGAAGAAAUCAUUCAACGUAGAGUGAAAGAUAAAGCUUGGGAUGAUGUUGAGAAAAAGGAAAAACCUGUAGAUGAUCAACUUGUAUUCCGUAAACCUGUAGUACUGGAUCAUUCUAAAAGCAAAUUAAGUUUAGCUCAAGUUUACGAGGCUGAAUACUUAAAGCAGAAACACGGGGAACUCGACAACGACGAGGAAAAUGAACCGCAAGAACAUAAAGAAUUGAGAGAGGCAAUGGACAAGUUGUUCUCUAAAUUGGAUGCAUUGUGUAACUACCAUUAUACACCAAAACCACCGCAAGCAGAAGUGAAAAUCGUAGGUAACACUCCGGCAAUUUCAAUGGAGGAAGUGGCUCCAGUAGCAACAAGUGAUGCAGCUUUGCUAGCACCUGAAGAAGUAAAGAAGAAACGUAAAGGAGAUUUAGUAAGUAAAGAUGAGAGAACACAAACGGAUAAGAAGAGGGAAAGAAGGAAGAAGAAGAAGUUGCAACAACUGAAGGGUGAUGUAACAAAGGUUACGGAUAAUAGAAACACAAAGAAGGGGGUAGAGGCAAAUGAUAAGUCGAUUAAAACCUCCAAAGCCUUCUUCCAACAAUUAAAUGAUGAUUCAACUAGUGUUAUUAAGUUAAAAGCUAAACGUAAGAACAAGGGUCAAUAA